GUUGUCGCAAGGAUUAAAUGAGUGCGCCCAGCAGAGAGCAAGCGCCCGGGCACCCGCGGCUGCCCCAUCCUUAUUUGUGAUCCUUAUUUUUCCCGCUCCCCGGAGAGCUCACAGCUGGCCCUGGCAAGGCCGGCACACCUGGGGCCCACCCCCCCCCGCCCCCCUGCCCCCCCUCCCCGGCCCCGCACUCCGCGGUGUCGCCUUCCCGGGAGGCUCGGGUUCCCGGAUCCCCUUACCCGGGCGGCUCGGCUGUCGCUCCUUGGGCCGGGGGAGGGGAGGCUGCAGGAAGCGGCGGAUCCGGCGGCUGUGGCCGUGGCCCCGGUGGCCGAGCUCCUCCUGCCAUGGAGACCACAGCGGCCCGCGAGGCCCGGGGGGCCGAGGCCCCACGCCUGCCCGCGCCCCCGCCCUCGCCCGCCGAGCCCCCGGCUGCGUCCCCCACCCCGGCCGCGCCCCGAGCCCGCCCGCGCCUCGUCUUCCGCACGCAGCUGGCUCACGGCAGCCCCACGGGCAAGAUCGAGGGCUUCACCAACGUCCGCGAGCUUUACGCCAAGAUCGCCGAGGCCUUCGGGAUCGCGCCCACCGAGAUCUUAUUCUGCACCCUAAACAGCCACAAAGUGGACAUGCAGAAACUCCUGGGCGGCCAGAUAGGGUUGGAGGACUUUAUCUUUGCCCACGUGCGCGGCGAGACCAAAGAGGUGGAGGUCACUAAGACCGAGGACGCCCUGGGACUGACCAUCACUGACAACGGGGCUGGCUAUGCCUUCAUCAAGAGGAUCAAGGAAGGCAGCAUCAUCAACCGGAUCGAGGCAGUGUGCGUGGGCGACAGCAUUGAGGCCAUCAACGACCACUCAAUCGUUGGCUGCCGCCACUACGAGGUGGCCAAGAUGCUCCGGGAGCUGCCCAAGUUGCAGCCUUUCACCCUGCGCCUGGUUCAGCCCAAGAGAGCCUUUGAUAUGAUCGGCCAGAGGAGCCGGAGCAGCAAAUGCCCCAUGGAGGCAAAAGUCAGCAGCGGGAGGGAGACCCUGCGGCUUCGGCCUGGGGGGGCCGCCACCGUGGAGGAAGUGCCUAGUGAAUUUGAGGAAGAGGCAUCUCAGAGGGUAGAUGACCUGCUGGAGAGCUACAUGGGCAUUCGGGACCCAGAGCUGGGUAAGGGGCCAGGCGUCCACCAUGGUGGAGACAUCCAAGAAGACAGUGAGUGUCCAGGAGUUUGCACGCCAUUUAGACUCCGUCUUGGGCGAGUUCGCCUUCCCGGACGAGUUUGUGGUGGAGGUGUGGGCCGCCAUCGGCGAGGCCAGGGAGGCCUGUGGCUAGUCUGCCCCGGGGCCGAGCGCAGCCCCAGCCCGGAGCCCAGCCCCCUGCCCCAGCCCUCCCGGCCAGUUCCCCAAGCCCAGCCCUGCUCUGGAGUCCAGAAGCCCAGAUCUGAGACCCAGCCCUGCUCUAGAACCCAGCUCAGCUCAGAGACCAAGCCCAGAUCUGAGACUGGCAUCACCUCUAGAACCCACACCAGUUUUGAGAGCAAGCCCAGCCCUGAGACUCGGCCAUGCUCUAGAACCCAGCUCAGCUCGGAGACCAAGCUCCCCUCUAGAGCCAAGGCCAGCUCUGAGACCAAGUUCACCUCUAGAACCCAUACCAGUUUUGAGACCAAGCCCAGCUCUGAGACCAAGCCCUCCUCUGGAACCCAGGCCAGCUCUGAGGUCCAGUUCAUCACUAGAACCCAAUCCAGUUCUGAGAUGCAACCCAGAUCCAGAACCCAGCUCUCCUCUAGAACCCAGGACAGCUCUGAGGCUAAGCUGAGCUCUGAUAUAACGUCAAGUUUGGGAACCCAGACAAGUUUUAAGAGCCACCCCAGCUCUGAAAUCAAUCCUAGUUCUGAAAGCCAGGCCAGCUUUAUGACCCAGCCCUGCCUUAAAACUCGACCCGACUCUGGAACGCAAGACAGCUCCAUGACCCAGCUGUACCUGGACACCUGGUCUAGCUCAGAAACGCCAGUUAGUUCUGGAACCCAGGUGAGACUCAAGAAGCAGCCCAGUUCCAGAAGCCACAUCAGCUCAGGAUUCAAAGACAGUUCCCAAACCCAACCCUAUUCUCAUGCCCAGACCAGCUCAGGAACCCAGACGCAUGCUGCAGAGCAGCCCAGGUCCAGACCCCACCCCCAUACUAGGGCCCAGUCUAGCUCCAGUGAUGAGUCCAGCUCAGAGACUGAGCCCAGCUCUAGACCCCAGACUAGUGCAACAAGCAGGCCUGUCUCCAGAAUUCAGACAAGCUCUGGACCCCCAUCCAUCCCUGGGGCAAGGCCCGCCUCCAGAGCUCCACUUGAUGCCAAGCCCCGCCCUCACUGCAGAACACAGAGCAGCUCUAGAACGUCAUCCAGCUCUGGGACCCAGACAGACUUCAAGGCUUGGCCGAUUUCCAGAGUUCAGUCCAGCUCAGGCACCCCACCCAGCUCCAGAACUCAGCUCAGUUCUAGAGAACAGGCUGGCUCUGAAAUCCCAUCCAGCGCUAAAACACAGUCAAUUGCUGAGACCCACUUGAGUUCCAGAAUCCAACUAGAGUCUGGUCCUGGGACCCAGACCAAUGCAGCAACAGACUUAAGCUCCACAGCUCUGUCGAGCUCUGAGAGCAGGCCCAGCUCCAGGACCCAGCCCUGCCUGGGAGCUCAAAAAACCUCUGGGACCCAGCUCACCUCAGAAACCCUGCCAAGCUCUAGAAACCAACUCCAGACCACACCCCCAGGCAGCUCUGGUAUUGAGCCGGACUUUGGGAGACAGACCAGCUCUGGAACUCAGCUCAUCUCUAGAGCCCAGCCCAGCUCUGGGACCCAGACAAGUUCAAUAAUUCAGCCCAGCUCUGGAGCCCAGUUCAGCUCCAGAACACAGCCCAGCUCCACAAUUCAGUUCAGCUCAGAGAUAACAGCCAGCUCUGAAACCCAGACCAGUUCAAGAAUACAGCCCAGCUCUGGAACCCAACUCAGCUCCAGAACGCAGACCAGUUCUGGAACCCAGCUCAUCUCCAAGACCCAGCCCAGUGCGAUAAUGCAGCCCCUUGCUGGAGUCCACCUCAUUUCUGGAACCCAAACCAGCUCCAGAACCCAGACCAGUUCUGGAACCCAGCUCAACUCUGAGACCCAGCCCGGCUCUGGGACCCAGACCAGUGCAAGAAUUCAGCCCAGCUCUGGAGCCCAGCUCUGCUCCAGAACCCAGUUCAGCUCUAGAACUCAGUUCAGAUCUGAGACUCACCACAGCUCUGAAACCCAGACCAGUUCAAGAACCCAGCCCAGCUCUGGAAUCCACCUCAGUUCCAGAACCGAAUCUGUUUCUGAAACCCAAUCCAGCUCCGGAAGCCAGACCAGCUCAAGAAUCCAGCUCAGCUCUAGAAAUGGGCUCCGCCCACAGACCCCUGGCCUUGACCCCAGAACCCAGCCUGAUCCCACUCCCCCAGCCCGACCUCAACACCCAGGCCCACCACCCAGAGCCCCACCUCCAGGUCCUAGGAGGGUCUCUCACCCUCAGCCCCAUGAUCUGGUUCAAGGAGCCCAGGCCGAUACUGGCCCAGGCCGAAGCCCAUCCACUUCUGCCCUGAUGCCACAGCCGUGGUCCCCCUCCGCCCCGCAGAAACCAGCCCUUCCCCCCAAGCCCCAGCUGGGACCCCAGAAGUCCACCCUGCCCACCAAAUCCGUCAUCCCUAGUUCUGCCACCAGGGCGGCCCUCCUGCAUUCCCAGCCCCCUGAACCCUCAGCUCGGGGGCCUGCCCCCUCCGCCGUGCUCAGGGAGCCAGGGCCAGCUCCGCAGGCGUCAGAGCCCCUCCCCUACCAUGGGGGGCUAUAGCUUGGGGGUGACAUACUUGUGGCCCCCAUGCCCUCUCCUGCCCCUCCCAGCCUGGGUCCCCCAGAAGCAGCAGGUGACCUCAUUCCCCCACAGGCGGGGGGUGGGGGGUGAGGGAGGGUGGACACAGGGGCUUCGGUUUCACCUGGGCCUGGCUCUGGGAGCUGUAA
This is a messenger RNA of Balaenoptera acutorostrata (minke whale), 3991 nucleotides long. It is a transcript of the gene GIPC3, whose product is annotated as GIPC PDZ domain containing family member 3. Gene Ontology annotation, molecular function: protein binding. The coding region runs from base 342 to 3824 and encodes 1160 amino acids. The transcript has 6 exons. NCBI's taxonomy places the organism in Eukaryota, Metazoa, Chordata, Mammalia, Artiodactyla, Balaenopteridae. The record is from RefSeq and is a predicted model, not a curated record.